AUGGUAGAGAAAGGCCUGUCCUCUGUCAACGACCAGAGCCAGACCGGCGCUGACGCCGACACAUCCUCGGAUGACAAUGACACCAUGGAUGCCCAGCUGGAGGAGCGCCUGUCCCACCACCUGGCCGGCUUGCAGCAGGUCCUCACCCACCUCACCAGGGACGCCAACGCCCUCACCCGGAGGUACAGCCAGAUCCUGGAGCAGAUCAGCCCCAGCGAGGGGCAGCCCAGCUGGUGACCCUGCCCCGUCCGCCAGGAUGGGUGCUGGUGGCACGACGGAGAAGACGUCCCCAUCGCUGACCGUCGUGGGCUCUUCCCCAGCCCCGCUCACCCUCCCCGCACCGCAGCAGCUGAUCUCCCAGCGCUGGCACCGCACGCCGGCGCCGGCUGGGACCACCCGAGGACCAGAUGGUGCCUUAUCCUCAUAGGAAGAAGCAUCUGGAUGUGCUGGGAGGUCCGUCAGAAGAGCCACACGGCUCGUGCCCUCCUCUUUAUUUUCAAAGAGUGGCACGAAGGCGGCGGCGUUGCACGGUGGCCCCGACCUCCGACGGUCCCCUGCGACUGCCGAGCCCUUUUCCAGCUGGUAC
Messenger RNA from Aptenodytes forsteri (emperor penguin), 586 nucleotides. Its product is annotated as thyroid hormone-inducible hepatic protein-like. The record is from RefSeq and is a predicted model, not a curated record. Gene Ontology annotation, cellular component: cytosol. The transcript has 2 exons. Gene Ontology annotation, biological process: regulation of lipid biosynthetic process. Bases 1 to 237 code for a protein of 78 amino acids. NCBI's taxonomy places the organism in Eukaryota, Metazoa, Chordata, Aves, Sphenisciformes, Spheniscidae.